Messenger RNA from Tripterygium wilfordii, 2595 nucleotides. RefSeq names its product protein EXECUTER 1, chloroplastic. Gene Ontology annotation, biological process: singlet oxygen-mediated programmed cell death; response to singlet oxygen. The transcript is spliced from 11 exons. The coding region runs from base 169 to 2241 and encodes 690 amino acids. NCBI's taxonomy places the organism in Eukaryota, Viridiplantae, Streptophyta, Magnoliopsida, Celastrales, Celastraceae. The record is from RefSeq and is a predicted model, not a curated record. Gene Ontology annotation, cellular component: thylakoid membrane.
GAAUUUCCGAAUUUCUGAACCACUUGGAACUAUCCUGGCUAUCUCGUAUCCUCUCAUAGCAGCCACAACAACUCAUCCAAAUCUUUCACUCUUCCGUAAUUUUCCUUCAAUACGACAACAGUCUUAUCUUUCUCUCUCGCUCUCCCCCUCGCUCUGGCUCUGUCAUCCAUGGCUUCUAUGGCUACUCAUCCCACGCACAAUCUCACCUUUACCAACCCCAAACUCCCCGCAAAGAGGCCAUUCUACACUUCUUCAUGCUCGCCAUUCCCGACUAAUCCUCAUUCAUUCUCUAGGGUUCCCGAUUCUACCAUCUGUCGCUGCCAGAGCUCUGGCUCUAACUCUCCCUCCGAUAAUUCCUCUUCCAGUCAGUGGAGAUGGGACGCCGCGCUCCAAGACGUAUUCAGGACUGCAAUCAGGCGCUUAGAUUCUUUUAUGAAUUCGUCUAUAAGAGAUUCCGGAGGUUCUGAUAGCGUUGCUCAGAGGCAGAGAGGUGAAGAGGACGAAGGUGAGGAAGAAUGGAAUUGGGAUCGCUGGAAAAGGCACUUCGAUGAAAUUGUCGAGCAGGAGCGUCUCGUUUCAGUUUUGAAGUCGCAGCUAAGUCAGGCCAUACAUAAAGAGGAUUAUGAAGAUGCUGGUAGGCUCAAAGUUGCUAUCGCAGCUGCAGCUACAAAUGACACUGUUGGCAGAGCGAUAUCAUGUCUGAAUAGAGCUGUUGCAGAGGAGCGAUAUGGUGAUGCAGCUUUUUUGCGAGACUAUGCUGGGGCUGGGUUGGUGGGAUGGUGGACUGGGAUAUCAGAAGAUUUAGAUGAUCCACAUGGGCUUAUAAUACGCAUAACUGCAGAGCAUGGAAGAUAUGUGGCUAGGAGUUAUAGUCCUCGGCAGCUUGCUACAACUGCAGUGGGUGCACCCUUGUUCGAGAUUUUUCUUACAACGAAUAACAAAGGUGAAUACAAGCAGCAGGCUGUUUACCUAAAACGAAGUGCCGCUGUCCAAAAUUAUUCACCAGUGUCCUCUAAAGCUCCUGGAUCCUCCAGUCGAUUGGAUUCAUCUUCCCUAACUGAAGAUAAAAGUGAUCUACUUGUUGUGAGCACUGAAGAUGAGGAUGAUCCUGAUUCUGAUGGUGAUUCUGAUGCAGCUGAGGGACUGCCCGGUUUUCAGAAUAUUUUGCGAGAUAUGAUUCCUGGUGUGAAGGUCAAGGUUUUGAACGUGACUGCACCUGGGAAGGUCGACAGAGAUUUUAUAUCUAAGGUGAUUGAGCAGAUAGUGGAGGAUGAAGAUGAGGAUAAGGAUAUGGAGAUAGAAAGCGCCGAUGAAGAAGAAGAGGAGGAAGAAGAAAAUUUUCAUGAUGGCAAACUAGAUAAAAACAAGGAUGAGAUGGAUGUGAGCCGUGGAAUUCUUAAUAAUGAAGGGCAGAAUGAAUUAGCAGUUAAAGUUGUUGUUAGCGAUAUCGCACAGAAACUUUCAGGUGUGGUGCCAGCUAAAUCACUUCGAGUACCUGCUGAACUGAAGAAAAAGGGGCAUUCAUCAUUUUGUUUCUCAAUAGAAAAAGAUGUCAUCCAACAAGAUUCUGAGACAAAGCGGUCAACUUCAUUUCGUAGAAGAGCUGGACUUCAUGGUCAACGUAGCAUAGACAAUGUUAUGUUUGAUCUGGCUAAAUUUGCUGGCAGGGAGAAGAUACCCUUGAAGGUCCUUAAAGAUGUUGGCCAGUUACUAAAUCUCACACUAAGUCAGGCUCAAAAUCGUCAACCACUGUCUGGGUCUACUACUUUUCAUCGCAUCGAGACACCUGCAUCGCAAGACCCUUUAAACGGGCUCUAUAUUGGUGCACACGGACUUUACACAACUGAAGUUAUUCAUGUACAACGAAAGUUUGGCCAGUGGCAAGAGAAUAGUUACACCGAGAAGCCUUCUAAUAUUGAAUUUUAUGAAUAUGUGGAAGCCAUAAAAUUAACCGGAGAUCCUUAUGUUCCUGCUGGCCAGGUGGCGUUUCGUGCUAAGGUUGGAAAAAGUUAUCAACUUCCUCAUAAAGGGAUUAUUCCUGAAGAAUUUGGAGUGAUUGCACGAUAUAAAGGACAAGGGAGGCUUGCCGAGCCAGGGUUCCACAAUCCUAGAUGGGUUGAUGGUGAACUUGUGAUUCUUGAUGGAAAGUACAUUAAAGGAGGGCCUGUUAUUGGAUUUGUAUAUUGGGCCCCCGAAUAUCAUUUCUUGGUGUUCUUCAAUCGCCUGAGGCUUCAGCAAUAGAUUCUCGAUGUAUAUAAUCUUGGAAUUUGUUCUUCUUUGUAGGGUAUGUUCUUCCCUGUCUAGCGCUUAUUAAACUGCUUUACUGAUUGAGCAUGAGUCUGGAAUAUAAAUUUGUCUUAAAGUGAUCCUAUACCUUGUCAUAGAGAACUGGAGUGUAUCCUUUUCUUGUGUGUUUUGCUAAAUUCGCCUGUUUUCCAACUUCCUCUUCUCUUUUUGGUUCUUCUGAUGGGUGCAAUUGAGAGACACCGUCCGUUCUUUGUUUCUUUUACAGUCUUUAGUUUGAACAGGGUAUACCGUUCCAUGACAAUUCAAAGGCAAUGAUUUCCGAUGAAAGCUUACAUGCUUUUACUUUUC